Messenger RNA from Orcinus orca (killer whale), 1674 nucleotides. RefSeq names its product GTPase IMAP family member 5-like. Gene Ontology annotation, molecular function: GTP binding. The record is from RefSeq and is a predicted model, not a curated record. The coding region runs from base 349 to 1287 and encodes 312 amino acids. NCBI's taxonomy places the organism in Eukaryota, Metazoa, Chordata, Mammalia, Artiodactyla, Delphinidae. The transcript is spliced from 3 exons.
UCUUUGUUAGUUUUAGGGUAAGCUUCCAGCCUGCCUGCCUCAGUUUAUGUCCUGACCAUGGAUGGCAGCAUGGUAUGUGGUGUUCCAAGAGGUUCAUUGACUGUAUAAUCUCUUCUCCACCCUGAUAAAUCUAGGAGAAUACACAGGCAAAAUGAGCCAUGUUUUGGUCUUGGCUCCAUGGAAGUUGUGUGAUCGUGGGCAGGUCAGUUGAGACUCAGUUUCCUAAUAUUUUAAUAGAAAUUUUAAUACCUAUCUUGAUCACAUCAUAGGGAAUUUAGGAGAACGAUUCAAAGAAUGGACAUGAAAGAAACUUGAAAAUUACAAACGGCUGCACAGAGGAUUAUUACCAUGAAGAGAAUGGAAGGGCUUCAGAGGAGCAGAUACGGGACUAUGGCUGAAGGCGGGAUAGAAAAUAAGCUGUUUGCAACCUCGUCCUCAUUGAGGAUCAUCCUGGUGGGCAAAACAGGCAGCGGGAAGAGCGCCACCGGGAACAGCGUCCUCUGCCAGCCAGUGUUUGAGUCCAGGCUGGCGGCCCACUCGGUGACCAGGAAGUGUCAGGGCGCAACGGGCACGUGGGAUGGGAGGAGCGUCCUGGUGGUGGACACGCCCCCCAUCUUUGAGGCAAGGGCCCAGGACCAAGAGGCGUACGAGAACAUCGGGGACUGCUACCUGCUCUCGGCCCCGGGGCCUCACGUGCUGCUGCUGGUGACCCAGCUGGGGCGCUUCACAGAGCAGGACGUGGUGGCCGUGACCAGGGUGAAGGAGGUCUUUGGGGCGAGAGCCCUGAGACACACGGUCAUCCUCUUCACCCACAAGGAGGACUUAGCGGACGGAUCCUUGCAUGACUACGUAGCAAACACAGACAACGUCAGGCUGAGGGGCCUGGUCCGGGAGUGCGGGCACAGGUACUGUGCCUUCAGCAACCGGGCCUCCGGGGACGAGCAGAGGAAGCAGCUGGCCGAGCUGAUGGCCGUGGUCGAGGGGCUGGAGAGGGAGCUCCAGGGCGCCUACCUCAGCAACGACCUCUUCUUUGAUGCACAGCGGCUCCAGCAGGGCGGGGGCGACCCCCAUGGAGAAGGUCACGUGCGCUACCUGGCCAAGGUGCGGUCGCAUAUUGCAAAGCAAAAGCAAGACCUGAGAGAGGCCCAGAGAAACGGCGCCUUCAAGGCGCUCCUGCGAGUCAAACACUCGAUCGUUUCUCACAUCGGAAUAUUUGCUGUUUUUGUUAUAUGCUUUUUGAGUUUGCUUGCCAUUUUAAUUAGCUUGUGUAGCACUCGCGAAUGCUGAGCAUUUUCAGAUGAUACCUGCCAUCAGCUUCCAUUUUUUCAGAGUCAGUAUCUUUGUCUAUGUUGAUAAGGAACUUUAUUUGCUUUUCGUGUAGUUUCACUUUCAAUUUCCCUUCCUUGCACCAGACACACCAUCCAUUUUCUUCAGUUGCUUUUUAGGUAAAUAAAAUCCAAAGGAAAAUUCCCUUUUUGUUUUGUUAAAAAUGGUGAAAGCAAAUAAUAAACUAACUGGAUACAGUCGUGAAAUAUUAGGGAGCUUGCAGGAAGGAAAGUGAGUGGACUGUCACGCUGUGUGAGCAUCUCACCUCUGUGACCUACUUUUUAGAGCCUUGCUGUUGAGGAGAGAAACAUGUUAUAUUAAAAGCUGGUAGUGGAAUUCCUUAUUGUA